UUUUUUCUCCUAAAAUGGAAUCGUGUAAUGAAAGUAAAGAUUACAUAUUCUUAUACGCAAGUGGUUGUAUAUUAAGUGUUUAUAAAGUAUUUUUAGUGUAUCCUUGUACGAAAUGAAAGUUUGACUUUUGCCACAUAUUCUUUUGAAUGGCAGCUGACCGACGUACACCUAGUUACGAGAGUAGGUACAUAAUAUGCAACGUAAACCGUGUUGUGAGCUUGUAAACGUAUUAUUUUCAAAAAUAUGACGACGAUUGAGGGUUCAAAGUGGUUUCAAGACGCUUACGAAAGCAGUAGAUUGAAUUGUUUUUUCUUUGGUAAAAUGUCAAAUUGUGAACUUGUCAAAGCUGGGUUGAGUCAUUGUUGCGAUCCAUUUAUCGCCCUAACUUAUUGUUGAAGACCUAUUUACACUGUUUACCCGAAUAAAUAAUUAUUUAUGUGUGUCCAUUGACUGUGAAACAUGUUUAAUUUGUUAUAAAUUCAGUUGUUUUCAUUCAGUUUGUGUGUGGAACAAACUUUUUUCGUAAAACAUUGUUGCAGUAGAGGGUUUUCUAGUGUACACUGAAGCUCGCUCGUCAUUAGCAGGAGGGUACAGAAUCAUUGGCUCUUGGGGCUAGGAUGUCAGUGCUGAAUCAGAGUGGAGAAGAGCAGGUGGAAUGUCCCCUGUGUAUGGAACCCUUGGAGGUGGACGAUCUCCACUUCUACCCGUGCACAUGUGGAUACCAAAUAUGCCGGUUUUGCUGGAAUCGAAUUCGGGAAGGCGAGAACGGUUUAUGUCCGGCGUGUCGGAAAGCCUACCCGGAGAACCCGGCAGACUUCACUCCGCUCAGUCAAGAGCAGGUUGCAGCAAUAAAGACGGAGAAAAAGGCGCGCGAGCAGAAGCGGCGGAACAAGACGCUGGAGUCGCGGCGCGCGCUCGCCAACGUGCGCGUCGUGCAGAACAACCUCGUGUUCGUGGUCGGCCUGCCCGUGCGGCUCGCGGACCCCGAGAUCCUCAAACGGCAAGAGUACUUUGGCAAAUAUGGCAAAAUUCACAAAGUAGUUAUAAACCAGAGUACAACGUAUGCGGGGUCACAGGGUCCGUCGGCGUCGGCGUACGUGACGUACGUGUCGCCGGCCGACGCCCUGCGCGCCAUCCAGGGCGUCAACAACGUGACGCUGGACGGCCGCGUGCUCAAGGGCUCGCUCGGUACCACCAAGUACUGCGCCAACUUCAUGAAGAACCAGCCCUGUCCCAAGCCAGACUGCAUGUAUCUGCACGAGCUAGGUGAUCCAAAAGCAUCGUUCACGAAGGAAGAGAUGCACGCGGGCCUGCACCAGGUGUACGAGCGCAAGCUUCACAACCAGCUGCUGCAGGCGCAGCGGGACAAACCAGACGACAAACACAGCAAUAGUUCAGGUAAUUCUAGUACGAAUGCAGAAAAAAGCAGUUCAAAAGAUGGUAAUCAAUCGAACUUUAUACCGACAACAGUGGUCACAUCGUCACAUAUAAACGUAGUCAAUUCUUCUAAAUCUAAUAAAAAAGAAUCUGUAAAUGGCAACAGUGGGUCGAGUAGCAGCAGCAGCGGCGGCAGCGGCAGCGGCGGCAAGGAGGCCUGGCCCAGCCUCGGGGCCUCGCCGCCCGCCGACAGCCCCGCCCGGAAACAGCCCAGUCCCAAACCAAUACACUCGCAGGUUAAGUCACAAGAAAACGGCACAUCAGAAUCUUCCAGUCCUACACAACAGAUACAUCAGGCUCAAACAAAACAGAGUAAAGACACACACACAGAUAGCAAAACAAAUAGAAGCAAGGAAACAAACAGCACAAACGGCCAAAGUAGCAAGAAAAGUAAAACUGACAACAAAUCUAAACAAAAGUCUAGCAAUAGUAUUAAUAAUGAUAAUAACGAUACCGAAACAUUAGAUACCAAACAAUACAAUAGCACGCAGACGACGCAUACGUCAGUGUUCGAGAGCGAUACACAGAGCUUCCUGUCCAACGACAUCGACGAGCUGGAGUCAGACCGCCACAGCCUGCUGGAGAAGCACGACCUGCUCGACAGUCAGCACUCCCUGCUGGACAGCCAACACUCCCUGCUGGGCAGCCAACACAGCCUGCUGGGCAGCCAACACUCCCUACUGGGCAGUCAACACUCCUUGCUGGACCACGAACACCCACUGCUGGGCGCGCGCGAACCGCCGCUCAACGGGUACCUGCUGGACCGCGACACGCUCCCCUAUCUAGCCAACGACACGCGACAGAUUAGCCAAAUAUCACAAGGUCUCAUGGAUCAAAAGGAACUCUUACUACGGGAACGCAGCCAAAGCGAAAUGCUCAUGAGACAAAACGAAUUAAUGGCGAGGCAACACAACGUAAUGGUCGAGCCUAAACACUAUAUGCCCUCGUCUAGUAUAGGACUCGAGUCAGCUAGUGAAAUAUUAGGUGCUAAUUUUCAUCCAAAUCCCAAUAUGCUUCCACCGUUCGGUAUGCGCGUAGACAAUUCCAUGGGCGGUAGCUCGCUGUCGGCGAGCUCGCUGGCCAACUCCAUGGGCGGCGGCUACAUGAUGCACAGUCAACAGCUGAUGCAGCAAAGUCAGCCACAGAUGCAACAGACUGGCCUUGUCAAUGGAUUCGAUAUACCACAGUCGGCGAAUGAGGUGAGAUACCUGGCGGAGAACAUGGACAAGUUCUUCACGGACUUCCACAAGGCGCAGCAGAUGCGGCUGCAGCUGUCGCGCGGCGCGGCGGACGAGCGGCGCUACGUGGACCACCACCACUACCCGCAGAACAUGCUCAGCGCGGAGCGUCUCGAGAUGGAACACAAGCAGAGAAUGAACAACAUACGCGGCAACGAAGGCAACGGUGGUCGGGCGGCCGGCGACGGAGACGACGACCUUGACUUCGACCCCUUCAAGGAGACGCAGAAGGCGUUCGCAGAGCUCAUGGAGACAGAAAUGAUGCAAAACACAGUUUCUAGCGGUGACAAUAUGGACCGUGUACGUCGAUCCCGCCUCGCGCCGCCCGGCUUCAGUCAUAUGAACGCGUUCGGUGUAGCUCCCCGCCCACAACAGACACACCAUCAAAGUUAUAACUCAAAUAGCGCCAUGUUCUCAGACUGGACUCAGAUGGACCCGGCCAUCAUGUCGACGUCGGUGUCGCUGGGCAAGGCGGCGGGCGCGGGCGGGCCGGCGCUGAGCCCGCAGCAGGCCGAGCUGUUCGCGCGCUUCAACCAGCUGGGCGUGGAGGGCCGGCCGGGCUGGGCGCGCCUGGGCUGGGGCGGCGUGGGCUACGCGGGCGUGUCGCUGCCGCCGGGCUUCGCGCCCGCCAAGCCCGCGCAGCGCCCCGCCGAGUGCAUCGACGCCAAGUAGCCCGCGCCCGCCUUAUAUUUUCUAUUCACUAAUAUUAUUGUUUCUUUCCGUUGGUGAAGUGAUCGAAAAAUCUUUGUAUUAAGAAAGAGCAUAUUUUAACGAGAGAAAUAUGAUAACAAAGGAAUUUGUAAAAUAAAUUAACCUAUUUGUUUUAUUUAAAGUUUGAUUUAUUUAUUUUCGUUCGGUCUCGGCUCGCUCCCCGGUGAUGACUUAUCAUAUUUCUUAGAGUGAAUUCUUUUACGUUCUUUACUGCGUUUCGCUGAGCAUAAUAUAUGUAUAUUCGUUAUAUAUUAUAUAUUUAUUAGAAUCAUAUCCCUGUUAUGACAGAUUAUAUUUUCUAUAUUAAAAUGAAAUGCCAAUUACUCGCUGUUCCAUUUGUACCUUAUUGAGCCAUUAACCAUGAGAAAGAUCAUUAAAAUUAAAGCAAAGAAUUAUA
Messenger RNA from Trichoplusia ni (cabbage looper), 3783 nucleotides. RefSeq lists its product as uncharacterized. Bases 618 to 3347 code for a protein of 909 amino acids. The record is from RefSeq and is a predicted model, not a curated record. Gene Ontology annotation, cellular component: CCR4-NOT complex. Gene Ontology annotation, biological process: protein ubiquitination. Gene Ontology annotation, molecular function: RNA binding; metal ion binding; ubiquitin-protein transferase activity. NCBI's taxonomy places the organism in Eukaryota, Metazoa, Arthropoda, Insecta, Lepidoptera, Noctuidae. The transcript is spliced from 17 exons.